This is a messenger RNA of Drosophila ficusphila, 1807 nucleotides long. RefSeq names its product leucine-rich repeat-containing protein 59. Gene Ontology annotation, molecular function: protein binding. Lineage: Eukaryota; Metazoa; Arthropoda; Insecta; Diptera; Drosophilidae. The transcript is spliced from 4 exons. The coding region runs from base 123 to 1115 and encodes 330 amino acids. The record is from RefSeq and is a predicted model, not a curated record.
CAAUUUGCCAUUCGCACAAAACGAACUUUUGAAAAUCACUUGAGUUUAGCGUAAACACAAGCUCCUAGAAAAACAACAGCUGGAACUAAUUCGAAUACCGUGGCUAAAUAAAUAUCGCCAAAAUGCCGAAGGCCGGUGACAAGGCGAAGGUAAAGGUCAACGUCAAGGAGCGUGUGGUGGACGAGUCCUGCGACUUAAGCCUGUCCGAAUUGAGCGAAAUACCGGUGCGGGAAAUUGCUUCGUUCAAGCGCGUCACUGUUUUGGAUCUGUCCAGCAAUCGUCUGGUUAACCUGGGAAAAAACUUCUCAAUUCUGACACGUUUGGUGCGAUUGGAUCUGAGCAAGAAUCAAAUCACCUUCCUGCCGGAGGACUUUGGCCAGCUGGAGCAGCUACGCCACUUGGAUCUGUACAACAACUGCUUGGAGCACUUGCCCAUUAGCUUCGGUCAGCUGCGUCGUUUGCGCUAUUUGGACUUGAAGGGGAAUCCCCUUACGCCCGCCUGGGCAAAGAUUGUGGGUUGCUGUUCCACGCAAAAGGACUGCCAGCAGGCGGCCAAGAAUACUGUCAGCAUCUGCGCCAACUACAAGCCGGAAUUGAUUGAACGCGAACGCUUGGCAGCCCAGGAAAACCAGAAAAUGGCCGGAGCGGGGGACUCCAAUACCAACUCCGCCCAAACGAAUGGCGGAGCUACCAGCGGAAAAAAGUCCAACAAGCCCAAUAACAAGAAGGCCAAAGCCAAAAAACUGGCCGGAGCGGGUGACAAUGAGUUGACAAUCAAACCAGUGAAUGCAGCAGGAUCAUCAGGAAGUGGAACAGGAUCGGGAGCCAAGUCCAAUCAGAAGAACAAUCAAAAGAAAAAGAACGCCAGUAGCAAAACCUGGCUGAGUCUGCUGUCCAGAGCCGCACUUUCUUCACUGAUGACCUUUCUCGUUCUCUUCAUCAUUAACGUAUUGAUCAUCUACAUGAUUAUGUUCAAGAACCCGGACAUCGCAGACAAGCUGGUGGAGUAUAUACCCCAUCAAUAUCGUGAUUGGAUCCUGACCAAAACGGAAAUCUUUCGCCUGCGCGUCACCGACUGGAUCUCCGAGUUCCGAACUCCGCCAGAGGAACACUGACGGUUCAUUUAUUUGAAGCCUUAGAGCGCUGGGCUUCAAAUAGAGGAAUACGCUAAAUAAAAUUCGGAUGCAUAGCGCGAGUGUGGGGCAAAAAUAAAAUUGGGAUACGUGUAGACCACCUGAACGAGUUAUACGACUGCUACUUUGAUAUACCAUUAUCUGUAAUUUACUGCCAUUUAUUUACGUAGACACUAAGCAACAACGUCCAUUGACGGGAGAUCAACAGGAAUACCACACACACACUCCGCAACUGAAGAGGCCACUUAAAAGACACCAAACUACACUCAAUCACUCAACUCAAUCGAACUCAGAUGAAAAGACAGCUAACCUAAUCAUAGCUCAAGCUCAACUCAAUAGUAACUGAAUGGCGGUUCCAAACUGGCCAAUGCAUAGAAACUACAGACACAGUCAAACCAGACACCCUUGUAAUAUCCACAACGUCUCAACAUAAAAAUAAAAUAACUUAAUCUAUAGUAAGCGUUUCCUGUGCAAUUCCCACUUUAUUUAAAGUUCAAUCUUAAAUUGUAUUCACGUUAGAUUUCAAAUCCCAUAGAUUUUAUCGCAAUACGAUUUGCAGAAUAUCAAAAUGAAAAUUAAGCGGUUUCAUAUGAUUUAUGCAAAAUCAAAAUAAUUGUAUUUUAACAAAGAUUGAUCAAGAUUUUUGGAAUAAAAUUUUACAUUUAUAAAACUCA